Messenger RNA from Aureobasidium uvarum, 3190 nucleotides. Lineage: Eukaryota; Fungi; Ascomycota; Dothideomycetes; Dothideales; Saccotheciaceae. The record is from the annotation of a GenBank genome assembly.
UCGCGUCAGCCCGACGCCCAACAUGGCGGCGCCUGCACACGAAGCCUCGAUCGACACCUUGAUCGACUUGGCCACCUACGACGACCGCCCUACGCUGCUCCUCGACACCAGCACGCGUCGCAUCCGCUUCUGCAACAUUGCCUUUGACUCGCUGCUCCAAGGGACCGGCGCCUCUACCGACUUUCAGCCAUGGGCCAACAGCUUGUGUGCUGUCGCCGCCCAGGCUACCCACGAGCCCAUCGACUUGGGCACCUUUGCCCACCAAAAAUGGCUAGCCAAGAGCUUUGGGUCAAACAUCAUGACAGUCUUUUGCCGCUGGACCGCAGCGCCAGCACCUGCACCUGCAUUGUCUGCCGAGGACGCCGUCAUGCUGGAUCAUGACCAACAACAGGGCGAGGACAAUGUCCUCCUGGAGAAGACGAAGCUCACAGAUAUGUACAUGGGCUGGCUAGAACCAAAAGACGACCCGUGGAUGUCCUUUGUCCGGCACUACCCCUUCCACGACACACCCCUAGGCCCAAUGUCGGCCUGGCACCCACAGUUGCGCCGUGCCGUCCAGAGGAUGAUGGUUUGUCCAGAAACGCGUAUCCUGUAUUGGGGCGACCAACAUGCAAUGCUAUAUAAUGAGGCCGCCGUGCCAAUCCUUGGAAAUAAGCACCCAUGUCUGGGAAUGUCCUUGGCCGACACCUGGGGCCACGCAAUGUUUGACCAGAUCGACAGUACAAUCAAAGCUGUUGUUUUGUCCGGCAAGGCUCAUCAGAUGAAGAACGUCAUGUUCGAGAUGCAUAGGCACGGCUUUCCCGAACAAACAUGGCACCACUUCUACCAACUACCCAUCACCGGUCCGGACGGCCGAUAUCUCGGAUGUGUUUGCGAGUUUGCUGAAAACACUACUGCUGUUGUGCAAGAGAAUAGAGCAGCCAUCCUUGACACAUCCAUCAGGAUCGCUGCAAGUGCGACCGAUCUGAAGCAACUGUGGCCUCUCGCACUGGAACCUCUCGACAAGACUUCGAUUGACAUCGUUGCUGCUUGUAUCUUCUCUAUUGCCGGCCUUGCAGAUAAUACUCAACCGACCGAGUCAUCUCCAACCUCGAGAGACUAUGUCCUCGAGGCUUCUUUUGGUGAAACCAAUGCCAAGUCAACAUCGUUGCUGCUAAAGAUACUCAACAAUGCAUCCAACUACGAAAAGUUGCUUGUUCUAAGACGGGACGAUGGCACGCUUCCCUCUGGCCUACAGUGGAGCACCACCGACCACGGUGCCAUCAAUGUUGUCUGCGUUCUGCCAAUCACAGAUCUACGCAACCGCAAGCUUGCUGUCGCCGUCUUUGGUAUGAACCCCGGCAGACCCUUUGACGAUGGUAGCGUCUCUUUUGUAUCAAGGAUAGGCGACUUGACCCGAAAAGGUGCCAUAUUUGUCACUCUUCCCGAGGAGCAGAAGAGAGCUGCAGCCAUAACCUCGGCAUUGUCUGACAAGCUUCAAAUUGCCCUUCUGGAGGCAGAGAUAAAAGAGGAUUCGUAUGCUCGCAUGGCGAGACAGGCUCCAAUUGGAAUGUAUAUGCUGCGACCGGAUGGAUACCCCGUCUUUGUCAACGAUGCAUACCUAGCAUUGCAUGGUGUAUCGCGAACACAAUUCUACAAGAACGCAGACGAAGGUCUUGGUUGGAAUGCGACCCUGCACGACGAUGACGUAGCUCUGGCAACCGAUAUGUGGUUGUCCACAAUCUCCAGUACCAAACCUGUUCAGAAUGUGGUGAGGACAAAGGCUCCUGCAUACCCUGAUGGGGUGCGCUUUGUGGAAAGUAUGUCGUUCGCGGAACGCGAUGAAGCACCGCUGAAAGAUUCUGCUCAGACGAUCACCCUCUGCGCUAGGCACAUGAAGACGAUUAUAGAUGAAGUUCUUACCUUCUCAAAGCUGGACUCGAACCUUCUGGUCCUCAGUUUGGAAAGAGCCCGAGUCCCUACAAUCAUCGAGACCGCACUGAAGAUGUUUGAAAAGGAGAUUGAGCACGCCAAGAUUGUGGCAAACAUGCAAGUCGAUCCGAGCUACGUGGACCUCGGUGUAGAUUUUGUCCUGGUGGAUCCUAGUCGUCUGCUUCAAGUGAUCAUCAACUUUCUGUCCAACUCCAUCAAAUUCACAAAGUUUGAACAAGAACGAAGGAUUACCAUCAAGCUUGCUGCUUCUCUCACAAAGCCUACCGAGAAAGACUUUGGUAUUGCUNUUUUGAGCUCACGCAAGGAUCCUACAAAAGACACUUCCAUGCCCGGUACACCCACAGCCGCUUUGCCAGAGUUCAAGUUCGAACUUGGAGAGGAAGUGUACAUCUAUGUCGGUGUCGAGGAUACUGGACGAGGUCUCACAGCAGACGAAUGCAAAGUUCUUUUCCAGAGAUUUGCUCAAGCGUCUCCCAAAACUUACAAAACCUACGGUGGCAGUGGUUUGGGUUUGUUCAUCAGCCGAGGCCUCUCUGAACUACAGGGUGGACAGAUCGGUGUAAAGAGUACAGCAGGAGUCGGUUCGACAUUUGCCUUCUUUAUCAAGACACGACAAACAGAGCCCCCUAAGCCUGCCUCUGGUACCGAGUCAGUGAAUUCGGCAGAAGCAUUGACUGGCGUUCUCAAUUUGCCUCACUCAGACGGCNAAAAAGACGUCAAAUUACUGACCAGCUCAAGUGUUGCGGUAGAAAGCAGUCUAUCGGUCAAAGGUUUGCAUGUCUUGGUCUGCGAAGACAACAAGAUCAAUCAGAAGGUACCGACACGACCUUUUCUCCUUGUCAAUCCAGCAUUUCUAGAAGCUAACUCUCGACUUUGCAGGNUCAUUGCUCAACAACUACGCCGUCUGGGCGUCCACACAGUCCACGUCGCCGACGAUGGUCUCGCCGCCCUAAACUUUCUCGCUACCACUACCUUUUGUUCUUCCUCUGCCACUGCCAUCCCCCUCUCCAUCAUCCUCAUGGAUGUCGAAAUGCCAGUCAUGGAUGGCCUAGGCGCUAUCCGUCGUAUUCGUCAAUCAGAGUCGAGGGGCGACAUUGCGAAACAUGUCCCUGUGAUUGCGAUCACGGCUAAUGCUAGGCAAGAGCAAGUUGCUGUUGCGCUGGAAGCUGGUAUGGAUGAAGUUGUUACAAAGCCAUUCUUGGUCAGGGAAUUGGUGCCGCGGAUGGUGUCGUUGGUGCAGAAGUAUAUGAGUGGCGGA